AAGCUUCAUGAACAACAUACCCUAACCCUAACCCCAGAUGCAUCCCAGGAGGAGAUCCCUUCUCCUCCUCAUCUUUGCCCUCUCCUCCGCCAUCCUUCUCCUCUGUUCCUCUCGCCACCUAUCCUCCACUCAACUCCACACGCUUCCGAACCCUAGCACCAAUUCCAUCCCUAACUUCUCCUUCACUAUCAAGCUCCUCACUUUUGACCGGCUUGCUUCCCUCCGCCGGUGCCUCCACUCCCUCGCCGCCGCUGACUACUCCGGCGACCGCGCUGAUCUCCACAUCUUCGUUGAUCACCUCCCCGUGAAUGCGUCCGGUCUUGUGGAGCGGAACUUGGAGGAGUCUCACCGGAUUUUGGAGUUCAUUGAUGGGUUCGGGUGGCGCCACGGGGAGAAAUUCGUGCAUUACCGGACGGGAAAUGCAGGGCUACAGGCGCAGUGGCUGGAGGCCUGGUGGCCGGCAUCCGAUGAUGAGUUUGCGUUUGUUGUGGAGGAUGACCUCGAGGUGUCGCCAUUGUACUAUAAGUUCUUGAAAGGUUUGAUCUUGAGGUAUUACUAUGAUAAAUCGAACUAUAGCCCUUUGAUCUAUGGUGCUUCCUUGCAGCGACCGAGGUUUGUUGCCGGAAAACAUGGAAACAAACUAAAGGUGGACGGUGAUGCACAUCUUUUCUUAUACCAGAUUGUUGGCACCUGGGGUCAGCUUCUCUUUCCAAAACCAUGGAAAGAAUUUCGUUUGUGGUAUGACAUUCACAAAGCUAAAGGACUCAAGCCAAUACUGCAAGGCAUGGUAACAACAGGAUGGUAUAAAAAGAUGGGUGAGAGAAUAUGGACUCCUUGGUUUAUCAAGUUCAUACAUACAAAGGGAUACUACAACAUCUAUACCAACUUUUUGAAUGAAAGAGCUCUUAGUGUUUCUCACAGGGAUGCGGGUGUGAACUAUGGAAAAUCAGCUGGUCCUGAUUCCAACUUACUACAAGAGAGCUCCCUCAACUUCAAACUGUGGGAAAUGCAGCCAUUGAGGAAGUUGAAAUGGUAUGACUUCUGCUUCAGAGAAGUGCAUCCUGGGAGAAUUGUGCGUAACCUUGAUGAACUUGGAUCUGUUCUUGAAUUUAUGCAGAAACAGACAACAGUCACACUUAUAAGCUUGUACCGGACUACAGAAAAGAUUGCUAGAAACCUGCUUUGCCAUCUCGAAAGGCUGGAUGUGCUGAAUAGCAUUUUCGUUGGGAAUGACUAUGAAUUUCUGCUUGAUUUAUCCAGGAGGGGUUACCUGGUUAUUGAUUCAGAGCAGUUUGUUAGCAACAUUAGAGAUCAAAGCUUGAUGACGCGAUCAUCUGAGAAAAGAGUAAUAAAGGAAAUCCUGGUUAAGGCCAGCAUAUUACACAAACUUUCCGAGUCUGGAUACAAUGCUUGGUUGAUUGAUGGGAACAUAAUUCCAGUAAGUGAUUCUUUCUACAAGCUUCCAGAUCCUUCUUGUGACAUCAUGGCUGCAAACAAUGUGGAAAUUUUGUUUCUGAAGAGCUCUUCAUCAAGGAUAUUAGGUGCUGAUUUUGUGUCAAAGGUGGGUGAAGCUGGGAUCUCUUUAAUUUCUAGCAGUUCGGCACCCCCAGAGCACAAGCAUUUUGCAUGGAUUGUCACCAAAGCUCUUGAAGGCAAAGCUAAUGUGAGGAUCCAUCAGUUGGAUGUCGACAUGCAUGGCGUAAAAUUGAGUAGCAAUACAGUGGAUGGUGCUUAUUCAGGAACAAGUAAGAAGUGGGUUUUCUGGCCCCUGAGCUUGGAUAUCGCCUUGAUACAGCGGAGUUUACAGGCCAUGAACAUGUGGUUGAUUGAUGAGGACUUGUCUUGCACCGCCGUCGUUUGCCAUGGAAAGUAGAAACCUGUGCAGAUACGUCAAGCUUGAUAUUCCUUAUUAUUCAGUCACCCCUUCUUUCUAUCCGAAGCAACAAUUCUUGUUGAUCAGAAGUGCUCACAUUCAAUUUACGUUCUUGUAUACAUACUGCAUUUUAUUUGGACUACAAGUGCUUCAAAAAUUUUGUUAUCACUAAUGCUCAA
Messenger RNA from Dioscorea cayenensis subsp. rotundata (Guinea yam), 2052 nucleotides. RefSeq lists its product as uncharacterized. The transcript is spliced from 3 exons. The record is from RefSeq and is a predicted model, not a curated record. The coding region runs from base 38 to 1873 and encodes 611 amino acids. Lineage: Eukaryota; Viridiplantae; Streptophyta; Magnoliopsida; Dioscoreales; Dioscoreaceae.